GCAGCCGCUGUCAAAGUCUAUUUCAGAUGUUUACUUCCUGGAUGUGGACUUGAGCUCAGUCAGUAAUGUUGAGCUGUUCAGUUUGAAUUGGAGGAUCGUUUGCUUGUCGUAACAAUUUAAUAACUCAGUCUUUGAGCCUGCAAUCUGUCAUUAAAAUGGCUAUCGACUGGCUUGGAUUUGGUUAUGCUGGAGCCAUCAUUAUGGGAGGCCUUAUUGGAUACAAGAGGAAAGGUAGCGUGAUGUCAUUGAUAGCCGGGCUUUUAUUUGGCUGUAUCUCAGCCUAUGGGGCUUACAGGGUAUCAAAUGAACCGAGAGAAGUUGCAGUUUCACUGUUUGCUUCAGGUUCUCUUGCACUGGUGAUGGGAAUAAGAUUUAAGAAAUCUGGGAAGUUGAUGCCGGCUGGUUUCAUGGCUGGGAUGAGUCUCUUGAUGGUGCUACGGCUUCUUCUCAUGACACUGGGAUAAGCUCACACAACCGCAGUGUCCAGAAGUGUGUGUCAGCAAUACAGGCAAAGACAAAUUGUAGUGUGUGAUUUUAAUCAAUGUUCUACAGCUUCAUUCCACCACCAUCUUUGUAACCAACAGUUUGCAUUCCGAAUAAAGUAACCGUUAUUUUUAUUAA
This is a messenger RNA of Clupea harengus (Atlantic herring), 621 nucleotides long. It is a transcript of the gene tmem14a, whose product is annotated as transmembrane protein 14A. Gene Ontology annotation, cellular component: mitochondrial membrane. NCBI's taxonomy places the organism in Eukaryota, Metazoa, Chordata, Actinopteri, Clupeiformes, Clupeidae. Gene Ontology annotation, biological process: regulation of heme biosynthetic process. The record is from RefSeq and is a predicted model, not a curated record.